AUGCCUAUCGCACUGGGUCUUGAAGGCUCGGCCAACAAGCUGGGCGUCGAUUCACAACCUACACAAAUCCUGAGCAAUCUUCGACAUACCUAUGUCUCCCCGCCAGGCACCGGCUUUCUGCCAAAGGAGACAGCGAUCCAUCACCGAAGAUGGGUCGUUCGAUUAGUCAAACAAGCUAUCAAGCAGGCCAAGAUCCAGAUCGAGGACAUCGACUGCAUAUGCUUCACGCAAGGACCGGGCAUGGGUGCACCUCUGUCAUCCGUUGCCAUUGCAGCUCGAAUGCUUUCACAACUAUGGAACAAGCCGCUGGUCGGAGUAAAUCACUGCGUGGGACACAUUGAGAUGGGAAGAGCGAUCACUGGCGCACAGAACCCUGUGGUGUUGUAUGUCAGUGGAGGAAAUACUCAAGUCAUCGCCUACUCGGCACAGCGCUAUCGAAUAUUUGGAGAGGCGUUGGAUAUCGCUGUGGGAAACUGCUUGGAUCGGUUUGCAAGAGUGCUAGAGAUCAGCAAUGAUCCAGCACCAGGAUAUAACAUUGAGCAGCUGGCGAAGAAGGGCAAAGUGCUUCUCGAGCUUCCGUAUGCCGUCAAAGGAAUGGAUGUCUCAUUUUCAGGUAUCUUGACGGCAGUAGGUGAAAUGGCCGGCAAGCUGGGAGAGGAUUGGAAGGACAAGGAGAGUGGAGAGGCCAUCACGAAAGAAGACUUGUGCUAUACAUUGCAGGAGACAGUCUACGCAAUGCUGGUAGAGAUCACUGAGAGAGCUAUGGCACACGUCGGAAGUUCUCAAGUACUGAUCGUUGGAGGAGUUGGGUGCAAUCUGCGGCUGCAAGAGAUGAUGGGCAUGAUGGCACGAGAGCGAGGAGGAAGCGUAUACGCUACCGACGAGCGCUUUUGCAUUGACAACGGCAUUAUGAUUGCUCAUGCUGGACUUCUGCAAUACGAGAUGGGCUAUAGGACCCCUCUGGAGAAGACCCAGUGCACUCAGCGCUUCAGAACGGAUGAAGUGCUCAUCAAUUGGAGGGACUGA
Pseudocercospora fijiensis CIRAD86 is the source of this 1026-nucleotide messenger RNA. RefSeq lists its product as uncharacterized. The record is from RefSeq and is a predicted model, not a curated record. NCBI's taxonomy places the organism in Eukaryota, Fungi, Ascomycota, Dothideomycetes, Mycosphaerellales, Mycosphaerellaceae. The transcript is spliced from 2 exons. Gene Ontology annotation, biological process: tRNA threonylcarbamoyladenosine modification. Bases 1 to 1026 code for a protein of 341 amino acids. Gene Ontology annotation, cellular component: cytoplasm; EKC/KEOPS complex.